CGUAAUAAAUCCCUAGCUUUCAACGCUGAGAUUCUUGGGACACGAGAACCUUGGACCGAACCAACAAAAACAAAAGGUUCCUCAUUUUCCGGCUCAAACGUUACCAUUUUCCGUUUACAAUCAAUACUAGCAGAGUAUUUGGACAAAAAGUCCAUACCAAGUAUAAUAUCGAAUUCGGCCAAUGGUAACUCCACGAGAUCAGCAUUUAAUUCUCUAUCUUCAAUUCUAAUUACUACAGAUCUAAUCCACUUUCUUGAAAUAAUUAAUUCUCCAUUAGGCAACAGGGUUCCAAACCCCGUCUCGAGAAUAUCACUAGGCCUAUCAAACUGAUCAAGAAGUCUUGAUGACACAUAAGACCGAGUAGCACCCGAAUCAAAUAAAACAGUAUAGGCAAAACCAUUGAUUAGAAGCUGACCUGUAACUACUGAAGGACUGGCAUCAGCAUCAGCCUGAGUUAUUGCAAAAACACGAGCAGGUGCAGAUACAGGUUUGACCUCGGGCUUCGGUUCCUCUUUCUUCAACUGAGGACAGUCUUUCCUGAGAUGUCCCACCGAGCCACACUGAAAACAGGCUCUCCGGUUACAAACCCCGGGAUGAUGCUUCUUACAACGCGGGCACUCAGGAUAAGAAUAAGUCUGACGUCCUCCUCUAUUCUGGUUUCCUCGAAACCUUUUUCCUUGCCCUGAACUUCCCGAAGAUGGAAAAGUUCUUUUCUUCUGUUCAAAGGUAGAACCCCCACUCUCUUUCUCAGGACCCGACAUAGGAAGAGUAGUGAUCCCACCGACACCAGAAGACUCUCGGGUUUCUUGCAAAAAUUUAACUGCUCCUUCAGCUCGAAGAGCCUUAUCAACCAUUUCUGCAUAAGUUGUGGUAUCAUCUGUUGUAAUAACCAGGUCAUGUCUGAUUUUGGCAUUUAGUCCAGCCAAAUACUUUUCUUUCUUGCUGAAGUCUGUUGGUACAAUUCCGGAGGCUAACUUGGCCAAGCGAUCAAACUUGGUUGUAUAUUCAGUCACUGUCAUACCCUCGCCUUGUACCAACUCAACAAAUUCCUUCCGCUUUGCACUGCGGACCGCCUCAUUGUAAUAUUUGGCGUUGAACAAUUCCCGGAACUCUUCCCAGGGAUGUGACCAGAAUGACCUGGGAGGAGUUCCGGGAAUUGUUCAAUGCCAAGUAUUACAACGAGGCGGUCCGCAGUGCAAAGCGGAAGGAAUUUAUUGAGUUGGUACAAGGUGAGAGUAUGUCAGUGACCGAGUAUACCACCAAGUUUGAUCGCUUGGCUAAGCUAGCCUCCGGAAUUGUACCGACAGACUUCAGUAAGAAAGAAAAGUAUUUGGCUGGGCUGAAUGCCAAAAUCAGACAUGACCUGGUUAUUACAACGAGUGAUACAACGACUUAUGCAGAAAUGGUUGAUAAGGCUCUUCGAGCAGAAGGGGCAGUGAAAUUCUUACAAGAAACUCGAGAGUCUUCUGGUGUUGGUGGGGUUACUACUCUCCCUAUGUCGGGUCCUGAAAAAGAGAGUGGGGGUUCUACCCUUGAACAGAGGAAAAGAACUUUUCCAUCUUCAGGAAGUUCAGGGCAAGGUAAAAGGUUUCGAGGAAACCAGAACAGAGGGGGACGUCAGACUUAUUCUUAUCCUGAGUGCCCGCGUUGCAAGAAGCAUCAUCCUGGAGCUUGUAACCGGAGAGCCUGUUUUCAGUGUGGUUCGGUGGGACAUCUCGUGAAAGAUCGCCUCAGUUGAAGAAAGAGGAACCGAAGCCCGAGGUCAAACCUGUAUCUGCUCCUGCUCGUGUUUUUGCUAUAACUCAGGCAGAUGCUGCUGCCAGUCCUUCAGUAGUUACAGGUCAGCUUCUAAUCAAUGGUUUUGCUUAUACUGUUUUAUUUGAUUCGGGUGCUACUCGGUCUUAUGUGUCAUCAAGACUUCUUGAUCAGUUUGAUAGACCUAGUGAUAUUCUCGAGACGGGGUUUGGAACCCUGUUGCCUAAUGGGGAAUUAAUUAUUUCAAGAAAGUGGAUUAGGUCAGUAAUAAUUAGAAUUGAAGAUAGAGAAUUGAGUGCUGAUCUCGUGGAGUUGCCAUUGGCCGAAUUUGACAUUAUAUUUGGUAUGGACUUUUUGUCUAAAUACUCUGCUAGUAUUGAUUGUAAACGGAAAAUGGUGACUUUUGAACCGGAAAAUGAGGAACCUUUUGUUUUUGUUGGCUCGGUCCAAGGUUCUCGUGUCCCAAGAAUCUCAGCGUUGAAAGCUAGGGAUUUAUUACGAGACGGAUGUGUUGGUUUUCUGGCAGUGGUAGUGGAUUCCAGUAAACCUGUGUUACUUGGACCAGAAGAAGUUAAAGUGGUUAAGGAAUUCCUGGAUGUAUUUCCAGAGGAAUUGCCGGGAUUACCACCUCAGCGGGAGAUAGAUUUCAUCAUU
Cannabis sativa is the source of this 2409-nucleotide messenger RNA. RefSeq lists its product as uncharacterized. The transcript is spliced from 2 exons. Bases 1133 to 1738 code for a protein of 201 amino acids. Lineage: Eukaryota; Viridiplantae; Streptophyta; Magnoliopsida; Rosales; Cannabaceae. The record is from RefSeq and is a predicted model, not a curated record.